AUGAUGUUUUUGUUAGAUCACUAAUUCCCUUAAACUACAGUCAGGGGUUGAAUACACGAUGAGAAUUACAUUUAUUUCUACACUUCGAUCGUUAAUUUAAGUAAAUUUCAAUACUGUUCAUGCCAAUGAUACUCCACUAAAAUAUUGCACAUAACAUUGAAGGCACGUGUAGGAAGCAGCAUUAUUCUUCUAUGAACAUUGAAAAUAGCAGUUAUGCUUCCGCCCCUCUUUGCGGGCGACAAGGAUGGCAAGCGCGCGUAGUAACACACCGUCCUAGCAACGAGUCGGCAAUAACAAAAACAGUUUCCCAAACAGUGUUUACUCUCGGAGGUGCUGUUAGCAGUUUUCACCAAACGAUCGGUUUAAUAAUUGAAAUCGAAACAUUUUCAAUAACUUUCUAACGAUGGAUUGGCGCUACAUGCUGUUCGUGUCACCACACAAUGUGACUGACGAAAGGACGGACGAAUUGGCUGUUAAUUUGUCCGGUAUUCCGACUGAUCAAAAAAUGGACAGCAAAAGCUGCAAAAAGCUAUUCCGACUUUCCCAGGUGAUUCUACGUUUCCGUAAUGAGCAGGUUACUCAAUUGAAGGAGGAGGUCGAACAAUUUAUUGCACAGAAUGAACAAAGGAAACUGGAAGAAGCCUCAGAAAAAGAACUGCUACGCGAGCAGGUCAAAGAACUGAAGCGCACAAUCGAAAAACUAGAUGCAGAGAAGAACGCGAAUCGAACGAAAAUUAAGGAAAUGACGGAAGAGAUCGCUUCACUACAGCGGAAGCUUACAGAGAGUAGUCAUUUCGGUAGUGAAGGAGAGGAUUCACCGGAUGCACUGUCUGAGAUCGAUCGACAGCAAGAAUUGUACAACAACAUAAGUAUGAAAAACAAGCACAUAAAGCGUCUGCUGCGGGACAUUGAGGACCUGGAGAAGCGAAACAAACUUCAGGUGGAUACGAUCAACAAUUUGCAGGUUAAUUUGGAAGAUGCUACGAUAAAUUUGACUGCGUUGACGCAUCAAUAUGAACAAUGUAAAACAAUGAUAAAUGACAAGGAAAAUCUGUUGGGGGAAGCAAACGACGUGAUAAAGAAACUAGAGAAGGAGGUUAACGUGUUAACAGAAGAAAAAAAUAAAUGCGAAGAUGAUUUAGAGGACUUUGAAAAACAGUUGGAAGCGAAAAUAACAAAAUGGAAAGAGGUGUUGGGAUCAAAACAAGCGGAGAUCGAUGAACUACAAACGAAAUAUUCGGAUUUACUGGGACAGUUUCCAGGCUAUGACAUCGAAGCGGAACGAAAUGAAUUCAAACAGAUUACGUUAAGGCUCAGUGAGAAAGAUGUGCUGAUAGAACAGCUAGAACAGAAAAUCACUUUGCUCUCGCAAGAAAUUCUCGCGUCAACGGAACUGAUGAACAGAAUAUCACAAGAAAAAGAAAGUGCUAGUAAAAAAUCAACCAGAGUUAGUCAGUGUUGCGAGGAGAGCCGUAUUUCUCUCGACAAGGCAAAUAAACGAUGCGAGGAGAUGCAGGAAAUUCUUACUAGCGUCGAAGAAGACAAUAUGUUGAAGUCGAAGCAAGCUGUGGAAGCAAUUGAAGCACUGAGACGAUACGAAAGUGGUGAGGAUGGAUUAGCAAGCGCGUUGAAAAAAAUCAAUAGACUUCAUGAGAAGGUUAAUGUCAGGGACAAACAAAUACGUGAGCUUAUUGCAGAAAUAAAUUUGGCAAACGAAAUAGCGUUAGAGAAUGCUGUACUAAGGAAACGGUUAGGAAUUAGCGAAGAUGAGGCCAUCCCUACUCACUCUGUUUUAUCGAAACAAAGAAAAAUCGAGAAGGUGAACGAAAGGCUUGCCCUUAAGUUACGAGCUUCGGAGGAAAUGCGCUUGCAACUUAAACUCGAGAAAAAUGACUUGAAGAGGAAAAUGUUUCAAUUGUCUCAAUCUCUGAGCAGUCAGAGAGGACAAGACAAGGAAAAAUGUGAUGAAAUGGUUUCUGAAAAUGGAGAAAAUGUGAAGACAGAAGAGCAAAUUCCGACAGAUGCUGACGACGUCUCGAAAAUCAGUGAUCUUGAAGCUGUAAAGUUUUGUGAGAAGUGUAUGAAGCAAUACAAUGUGAUCGAUAGCAUGAAGUAUUGCAAAGCUUGUAUCUUUAGACAAAAUUUUAACUAUUGUGAUGGAUGUCUAAUAAAACUGAAAGUGAACAUGAAUGAUGGUUCCAGCUGUAAAGAAGGCCAACAAAUUGAGGAACUUAAGAAGAAAUACACCGCAAUUGAAGAAGAGAAUGAUAACUUAAGAAUAGGAAUGCACGAGAUUCUACAAAAGCUGCGUGAUUACGAUGCCAUAUCUAACCAUCUUACGAUUGAUACGUCUAUUCUCGAAAAAUUAAUUCAGGUCUUGAAUGCAAGCAGUUCCAACCGGUGGUAUCGCCCAGGAAUCCAUAUGCAAAAUGAGCUGCUAGAGAGUAGAGAACGAUUCAAUCUAAAGAGUAAACAAAGUACACUUUCAUUGGGAAGUAGAGACGAUUCAGGAAAUGUAUGCGAUGAGGAAGAUAAUAUCAUAGAGAUCGAUCAAGGAGUCGUUGAGCAACCAGAUUUCAGUGAGCAGGUUUUGCUGAAAUCGGUAGAGAUCGAACGGCUCAAUGAUCAGGUGGAGCAACUGCGAGAGGAGAAGGAUGCAUUAUUGAUAAAAAACGAUGAGCUUCAGGUCACGAAGAAGUUGUAUGAUGAACUGCUAGAGUUUACCAGAGCAACGGAGAACGAAAAAGACAUCAUACUCGUUAAAACGUUAGACCGAUUGAAGCAAAUUGAGUCAAAUAUAAUCAUUUUUCAAAGGAAGGUUGAUUUUCUACAAGCAGAGAACGAUAAUAUUUACAACACAAUGCGAUCUCUUAAGUUGGAUCAUUUAAAUAUUUUACAUGGACUAAAGUCUGAGCUAGCCGUUAAAAGUGGAGCUCUCAAGAAGUUUGAAGAAUCAACAUUCAGCACCGACAACAACAGUGAUAAUCAGGAACCGGAAACAGUUGAAAAGUUGGAAAAAGAAAUAGAGAGAAUGAAAAUAGAAACAACGAACUUUUACACGAUAUUUUUAAAGAACAUUCCGGACAUCGACAAAGACAACCUAUUUGAGCUUGAGUACGAAAGCUUGUCUCGGUUUGGUUUAGUCGAAUCUAAUUUGACCGUGGAGUUUAUGCCAAAAGAUGAAUUCAAAAGAUUAAAGAAACAAUUAGAAGCAACCAAAGAAGAUUUGAGAAAGCUAAGUGUCAAGUCAGAUCAUUUGGAAGAACUAUUAAAAAUUUCUCAAGAACAAAUUCGAUCACAGCAAAUGUUAAUAACUAAGUACUCGGAUGAGGAGAUCAAUAUGAGGCAUUUGGUUGCAGAUCUGCAAAGUUCAUCCCAUGAAAAGUAUCUACUGGUCAAAACUCAAAAGGAAUUGGAUGCUGUCAAGGAACAAGAAGAGUUGCUGAGAUUGGAAAACUCUAAAUUGAAGCAAGCCCUGAUUGAUGGAUCAGAAAAAAUUGCCAAACUGAAGCAAGAUAUAGCGCAACAGAAAGAAGAUUUUCUUCAUUUACAAAAAGAUAACAAUUUAAAAAUCAAGUUUCUCACACAAAGUGUUAAAAAGUUACAUGAAAAUUACAACUCUUUUACACCAACAUAUGCAGUAACGGAUUUCGUGAAACAAUACAUAAAACUGUUACAACAAAAAAAGGAGUUGUGUACAGAUACGUUUUUUUCUCAGAAACGCAGCCGAGAAGAAGAAUAUGGGCGAUUGUUUGAUAAACUAAGGGAAAACUUGGAGGGUAGCCAAAUACAGGAUAAAAUCAAUUUGAUAAAAUUCGAAAGCCAGUGUGAAUACCUUACGAAGCAACUAAUUCUAUAUCAAGAACAAAUUGAGCAAUUGCAUCGGGAAAAUUCAACUCUUAAACUAAGGGAAGUUGAAAGCACAAGACAUUGGGAUACUAUCGAGUUGGUAUUCAUUGGCGAAGAAAAGUCGAAAAAACAAAAUGACAGGUAUUUUGACAAAGAAAUUCAAGUGUCUGCGGAAAUUAGUCAUAAAUGCAUCAACACAAUUCCGAUCAUAGAUGAUAGCUUAGCCGAAAAACCACGACAGGGGACGCCACCAUCUACGCCAGUUGUCAAACUACCCAUGGUAGAAACUGGUCAGAUGACAGAUUAUUUAGAUGAACCAAGUGGGUCUUGCAAUAUAACACAAAAAUCGCUUGAAUCACAGUUGAAACAAGCAAUGAUGUUGGCCUCAACUAGAAGUGCACUGCUGUUGGAAACUGAGAGUCGUUUAACCGAAUGUCAUGGCCGAAUUAAACUUCUCGAGAAGACCCUGGAAGAUAAAGAGGGACAGUUAAAAAAGGAAAAGUGUAUUAACUCAGAGACUGGUGGGAGUGAUAAAAUAGGUGACGGUAUCCUAAGUUCGACAAUCGGAUCCUUGCAAGAUCUUCUUUUGCAGAAAGACACGACAUUAUCCAAGUAUCAGGAUUUAUUGGGGAAUGAACGCUUGGAACACUCAAAAGCUUACGAUGAAAAUAUCUCUCAGAUCAGGUCGCUGAAAAAAACGAUUGAUGAAUUAGAACAGAAGCAGUACGAUAAGCAAAAAGAGAUAGAUAAUAUGAUUACUCAAAUAAAUGAUUUGAAUAAGAAAAGCGCAGAACAAGAAGCGAACGCAGCACAUGCAACCGUCGUUUCCGGAGCAGGAACCAACAGAACGGAACUUGUGUAUACCGAUAAAAUUAUAGAGAACAUCUAUGAGUUGGACCAGAAGAAGGAAGGGGAGAUCGAAUCACUUAGAGUUCAGUUAAAAAUGUUAGAAAACAAGCUCUCUGAAGCUGCUAAAGAUUCUAGGACAUUACAAGGGCAGCUAAAAGAGAACGCCAGCAAGGAAAAGCGAAUGGAAAUGAUAUUGAGAGAAAAAGAAGCAGAAAUUAGAAUUCUUAAUGAGAAAAUCUCGAAAGAACAUGAUGAUUUGAGAGAGUUUACAGAUAAUGUAGCUACGGCACAGGAAGUGGAACAGUUAAGAGAAAUGCUGGAGGAUAAAGAUCGCCAUAUACAGGAUUUAACGGAGACACUCAGCCAAUUUCACGAUGACCAGCAAAGAUUCAUGAAUGACACAUCACUGCACUCGGCAGAACAAGUCUCACAUCUGAGUGCAGACCUCAAUCGUAGCGAAGCUUCAAACCGUAUUUUAAAAACACAAAUCGAUGCUUUGAAACGACAAGUGAUUAGUAUCCAACAACGCGAAAAGCAAUCUCGUGACCUGGUUAAAACUCUGAAGAAUCAAUUAAUUAAGCGACCGGUAAUCGCAAUGAAACCAGAAAGGAUACCCACACCAAGGGAAGAUCAGCUAGCUCGAAAGGUCCAACUACUGGAAACGGAACUGUUGGAUACGAAGGACGAUCUACGUAAACAAAUCAGCAUCAAUGAGAAUCGCCGGGCGAAGAAUGCGGCUGAGUUGGAUCUGUGGAACAAGCAGAAACGGUGGCAACAAACAGCAGAUAAACUUAAAAUUCAACUCAAAGAUCGUGAGACUGAGCUGGAAAAGUUAAAGGUUCAUUUUAAUUCCGCCAAAUCUGCCAUUGUACGAAUGGAACGCGAAAAAGCAAUGCUGGAGGGCCGAAGUAUUCGAGGAACCAGUGCGGGGUCGGCCAAGAGCGGCAAAUGUGGUUCCACGACUGAUAAUAAGUACACUAUCGCUGAGUCUCCGGAUUGUUGUACGAGCGAAAGUACAGGGUCGGACGAAGCCAGCACAGAGCUGAACACGUUUGCUCAGAACAGCAAGGAGAUUAUUGAAGCGUUGAAGAGUCGAAUAGAAUCUCAGCAGAGAAGGAUCAUCGCAAUGGAACUAGAGCGAAAGGGCUCCAACUCUAUGACACACGAGCUGGAAAGGAUGCAAGAAAAAAUUUCAAGUUUAGAAGCUCAAAACAUUCGUCUGGAGGCAAAAGCACUUCAACUCCAGUUGGACAAUGACAUGCUUCGACAAAAUGAUGAAUCCGAACGAUUACGGAGUCAAACUAGGCACUUAGAAGAGUACAUCGUUGUUCUGAAGGAGGAAUUGACUAAAGCAUCAGCUGGCUGUCCGGAAACAAUAAAUUUCGAGAAUCUGUGUCAACGGUGCGUAAGGUCUAACGCUGGAGGCACACCAACGAACAGUGAGUUAGCAAGUUACAAUGCUAAGCUGGAGCAAACUGUAAUCGCGCUUCGCAGGGUUGUUGAAAAGCUCAAGGUGGAUAAUAAGCAACUCAAGGAAACGAAAGUGAACGCUGGAGUUCGCUCUAUUGACAAAACUUCGAUGGCUACCUCUAAUGAAGACUAUGAUCGUUUGAAGAGAGAAUAUGAUAAGCUUCAACAGAAUUAUACGGAAGCGAUCAAUCGUGUUGCUGCACUUCAAGUUGAAGUUGAGUUGCUGUCCAGUGCCAAUUGUCCACGUUGUUAUCCUAAGGAAGAGAAACAAGACUUACCUGAAGGAACCGCAGAGGACAAACAAAAAUGCGAAGAACUGAAGGAAAGUUUAGAAAAGAAAACACAACUUUUAGAAAAGGCAAAAUUGCUGCUUACGAGAGCAGCUGCUAAAGAGCGCUAUUUGAAAGAGCAAAUUUCAUUACUAAGACGAAAAUGUUCAGAUUUGCAGAAUGUACCUGUUAUAGACGAAAUUAGUGAGUAAAGAACGUACAGACACUGCCAAUUCAUUUCCAUUACUAACAUUUUGUGCUAAUAUUUUGUGGUUUGUUCACUCAUAUCAACAAUUACCAUAAUUUACAGACAA
Molecule: messenger RNA, 6751 nt
Organism: Malaya genurostris
Lineage: Eukaryota; Metazoa; Arthropoda; Insecta; Diptera; Culicidae
Gene: Cep290
Product: centrosomal protein cep290
Exons: 13
Coding region: 404-6649 (2081 amino acids)
Source: RefSeq, a predicted model, not a curated record